Messenger RNA from Gorilla gorilla gorilla (western lowland gorilla), 1748 nucleotides. RefSeq names its product TNF receptor superfamily member 9 (gene TNFRSF9). Gene Ontology annotation, cellular component: external side of plasma membrane. The transcript has 8 exons. The coding region runs from base 431 to 1198 and encodes 255 amino acids. NCBI's taxonomy places the organism in Eukaryota, Metazoa, Chordata, Mammalia, Primates, Hominidae. The record is from RefSeq and is a predicted model, not a curated record. Gene Ontology annotation, molecular function: signaling receptor activity; protein binding. Gene Ontology annotation, biological process: apoptotic process; negative regulation of cell population proliferation.
UGUUUUAAGGACGUGCUAAAUGCUUUGUCCUGGAGAGCUAUCUUAAGGGACAAAAUCGUUUUCCCAGCGUCAUCUGUGACACAUCCUGACAGUAGAGAGCUGCUUCCAAGAAGCAAUUUGAAGUGCCAUUAUCAGGCAGGGACGGGGGCUCUAGGGGAUUUCGGGGUCAGCAGAUAUGAAAUGAAUGAUUUCACAGAGCUGUCACAGAGCUGCGGUGGGAAUUUCCCAUGAGACCCCGCCCCCGGCUGAGUCACCGCACUCCUGUGUUUGACCUGAAGUCCUCUCGAGCUGCAGAAGCCUGAAGACCAAGGAGUGGAAAGUUCUCCGGCAGCCCUGAGAUCUCAAGAGUGACAUUUGUGAGACCAGCUAAUUUGAUUAAAAUUCUCUUGGAAUCAGCUUUGCUAGUAUCAUACCUGUGCCAGAUUUCAUCAUGGGAAACAGCUAUUACAACAUAGUAGCCACUCUGUUGCUGGUCCUCAACUUUGAGAGGACAAGGUCAUUGCAGGAUCCGUGUAGUAACUGCCCAGCUGGUACAUUCUGUGAUAAUAACAGGAAUCAGAUUUGCAGUCCCUGUCCUCCAAAUAGUUUCUCCAGUGCAGGUGGACAAAGGACCUGUGACAUAUGCAGGCAGUGUAAAGGUGUUUUCAGGACCAGGAAGGAGUGUUCCUCCACCAGCAACGCAGAGUGUGACUGCACUCCAGGAUUUCACUGCCUGGGGGCAGGAUGCAGCAUGUGUGAACAGGAUUGUAAACAAGGUCAAGAACUGACAAAAAAAGGUUGUAAAGACUGUUGCUUUGGGACAUUUAACGAUCAGAAACGUGGCGUCUGUCGACCCUGGACAAACUGUUCUUUGGAUGGAAAGUCUGUGCUUGUGAAUGGGACGAAGGAGAGGGACGUGGUCUGUGGACCAUCUCCAGCCGACCUCUCUCCAGGAGCAUCCUCUGCGACCCCGCCUGCCCCUGCAAGAGAGCCAGGACACUCUCCGCAGAUCAUCUCCUUCUUUCUUGUGCUUACGUCGACUGCGUUGCUCUUCCUGCUGUUCUUCCUCAUGCUCCGUUUCUCCGUUGUUAAACGGGGCAGAAAGAAACUCCUGUAUAUAUUCAAACAACCAUUUAUGAGACCAGUACAAACUACUCAAGAGGAAGAUGGCUGUAGCUGCCGAUUUCCAGAAGAAGAAGAAGGAGGAUGUGAACUGUGAAAUGGAAGUCAAUAGGGCUGUUGGGACUUUCUUGAAAAGAAGCAAGGAAAUAUGAGUCAUCCGCUAUCACAGCUUUCACAAUCAAGAACACCAUCCUACAUAAUACCCAGGAUUCCCCCAACAAACGUUCUUUUCUAAAUGCCAAUGAGUUGGCCUUUAAAAAUGCACCACUUUUUUUUUUUUUUUUUGACAGGGUCUCACUCUGUCACCCAGGCUGGAGUGCAGUGGCACCACCACAGCUCUCUGCAGCCUUGACCUCUGGGAGCUCAAGUGAUCCUCCCACCUCAGUCUCCUGAGUAGCUGGAACUACAAGGAAGAGCCACCACACCUGACUAACUUUUUUGUUUUUUGUUUGGUAAAGAUGGCAUUUCACCAUGUUGUACAGGCUGGUCUCAAACUCCUAGGUUCACUUUGGCCUCCCAAAGUGCUGGGAUUACAGACAUGAACUGCCAGGCCCGGCCAAAAUAAUGCACCACUUUUAACAGAACAGACAGAUGAGGACAGAGCUGGUGAUAAAAAAAAAAAAAAAAAAAAAAAAAGGCAUUUUCUA